CUCAUUUAGUUUCGAAAUGAUAAAAUUUACAACAUACUUAUUAUUUGGCGAUUCACAGAUACUCAUUGGAAUUAUAGGAAACAGUGUAGCCUACUCAGCGUCCUCAUAGUUAACAGGUAAACAAUAUGAACUGCACCAGUGAAUGCUAGCAAUAAAAAAUGGACAUGUGUAUCAGUAUAUGACCAACUCAGUUUAGGAUUCAAAGGCACAAAUUUGUUUCAACUUUACCUUCUUCAUCUUCUUCUUGUUUUUUCAAGCUCACAUAACUUCUUAACUGAUAGCUCUGUUCUUUCUCAGAGAAAAAUGGGGGCUUUGCUGGAGGAUGAAGACACUUCAGUUGAUCAACCUCGGCAUGAAAAGGGAAGGAGCUCAGUCAGGCACACGAUAAAGCCUAUUGUAGCUGAAAGCAGGAACGGAGAAGAGGAUGAGUAUGAUUUUGAUGAUGCUCCCAGAAGGAAGAGUGAAGGCGCGCAGGAGGAGAAGAGAAGCACUCAUGGACAUAUCUUAACUCAGAAAGAUCGCUGUACUCAUGGACAUAUCUUAACUCAGAAAGAUCGCUGUUCGUAUUGUUUCGAGAACCCAUCGAGGCCAAAGCAUCUGGUUGUGUCUAUUGGGAACUUCACUUACUUGAUGCUUCCACAGUUUGAGCCCGUUGUUCCUGGGCACUGUGUUAUUCUUCCGUUGCAGCACGAGUCCGCAACAAGAGCAAUUGAUAGCAAUGCAUGGGAGGAGAUUCGCAACUUCAAAAAGUGCCUCCUGAAGAUGUUCACACAGCAGCGCAAGGACGUGAUUUUCAUGGAAACUGCCAUAAGCUCGGCCAAGCAACGGAGACACUGCAUGAUUGAAUGCAUCCCUGUGCCCCAUGAACUCUCAGACAAAGCGCCCAUGUACUUCAAAAAGGCAAUUGACGAAGCUGAAGAAGAAUGGUCCCAGCACGAGCCGAAGAAUCUUAUUCCAACAAGUGGUAACCUGCAGCAAGUCAUCCCAGAGAACUUUGCCUACUUCCAUGUAGAGUUUGGGCUAGACCGCGGGUUCGUCCAUGUGAUAGACGACGAGAGCAGAUUCAGUGCUGGUUUCGGUCUGAAAGUCAUCAGAGGGGUUCUCAGCUUGCCAGCGGAGGACAUGCACCGACGCCGAAGGCAUGCAUCAGCGGAUGACCAGAAGCGAGCUGCUGUGAGCUUCAUGAAGGGCUGGGAGCCCUUCGACUGGACAAAGCAGUUGUGAUUUGAUGUUUCUGAAUGCCUCUUAGUUCAAGCCAUAUACCUGGUACUGACAUUAAUGCUCAUCCUAGAAUGUCACCGUGGAUUGUUCGGUGACCAGACUAGAUGAAAGGAAGACAGGGAGAUUAGAUUUUUUUUUUCGUAGCAGUUUUGGGCAUCAUGUAUUCGGGGUCCUGGUAGCUUGAGCUUUGGUCUUAUACUGAAACUUGGACAUCGAAUUGGACUUCUCUUUGCUACUAGUAUAGUUCAGUGUUUCAUCUC
Messenger RNA from Lolium perenne, 1481 nucleotides. RefSeq lists its product as uncharacterized. Lineage: Eukaryota; Viridiplantae; Streptophyta; Magnoliopsida; Poales; Poaceae. Gene Ontology annotation, biological process: mRNA splicing, via spliceosome. The record is from RefSeq and is a predicted model, not a curated record. Gene Ontology annotation, cellular component: post-mRNA release spliceosomal complex.